AUGUCUGCUCCAGCUGCUUACAGCGACAUUGCUAAGGCUGCCAAUGAUCUCCUGAACAAGGAUUUCUACCACACCAGCCCAGCCGCCCUCGAGGUCAAGUCCAAGGCCCCCAAUGGCGUCACCUUCAACGUGAAGGGAAAGUCUGCCCAUGAGGGUUCCAUUGCUGGAUCUCUCGAGGCCAAAUAUGUCGAUGCGCCAACUGGUCUCACCCUCACCCAGAUGUGGACCACCGGCAACGCCCUCGACACCAAGCUCGAGCUCGACAACAACAUCACCAAGGGCCUCAAGGCCGAGGUUCUCACACAGUACAUCCCGUACUCCCAGUCCAAGGGCGCCAAGUUGAACCUCCACUUCAAGCAGCCAAACUUGCACACCCGUGCCUUCUUCGACCUCCUCAAGGGCCCAACUGCCAACUUCGACGCCGUCCUCGGCCACGAGGGUUUCCUUGUCGGUGCCGAGGGUGGUUAUGAUGUCCAGAAGGCUGCCAUCACCAAGUACUCCGCUGCCGUCGCCUACUCUCUCCCAGAGUACUCUGCCGCCAUCACUGCCUCCAACAACCUUUCCGUCUUCGCUGCCAGCUACUACCACCGCGUCAACGCUCAGGUCGAGGCUGGUGCCAAGGCCACCUGGGACUCCAAGUCUGGAAACACCGUUGGCCUCGAGGUUGCCAGCAAGUACAGACUUGACCCAUCCUCCUUCGCCAAGGCCAAGAUCAACGACCGUGGUAUCGCUGCCCUUGCCUACAACGUCCUCCUCCGCCCAGGUGUCACCCUCGGUCUCGGAGCUUCUUUCGAUACCCAGAACCUCAACCAGGCUGCCCACAAGGUUGGCGCCAGCUUCACCUUCGAGGGUUAA
Messenger RNA from Arthroderma uncinatum, 855 nucleotides. Its product is annotated as outer mitochondrial membrane protein porin. Bases 1 to 855 code for a protein of 284 amino acids. Gene Ontology annotation, cellular component: mitochondrial outer membrane. Gene Ontology annotation, molecular function: voltage-gated monoatomic anion channel activity. NCBI's taxonomy places the organism in Eukaryota, Fungi, Ascomycota, Eurotiomycetes, Onygenales, Arthrodermataceae. The record is from RefSeq and is a predicted model, not a curated record. The transcript is spliced from 6 exons. Gene Ontology annotation, biological process: monoatomic anion transmembrane transport.